AUGGAGCAGCCUAUAGGCAAUCCGAGUGAGCUGUGGAAGAGCCCCAGGGGAACAGUGAUUCGUAUUGAGGUGCUUGCAUUGGUGGCCAUUGCCCUCUCCUUCUUCUUUGUGGCUUUUGGGUCCAGCUGCCGCUGGUCCAACCGUUGGAUCAUUCAAAAAGGUGUCUUGGCUGCAAAUGCAUUAUCUUUGUCCCUUAGGACAUAUAGCAUUGGCCUGAUGCAGUCCUCACCGGUGAAGAGUGAGAUGUACCCCAUCUGGGCCGUAUCCUUGCUCACCCUCUUCGGCAGCAUUAACUCAGUCAAUGGGUACAAUCUUGACCACAACAACCAGUUGUUGAAGCUGCUAUACCAGCUCUGCCUCUAUUGUGGAUAUGUCCUGCUAAUUGGUAUCUCCACCAUCUCCAGUGAUGUAGUGACUGUCAUACCCGGGACAUGGACAACACAUAUUUCUGGUGGUACAGUUGUUGUGACUACCACACCCUAUGACCUUGUUAUCACGCUUGUAAUACUGGCGUCUAUUGCUUUGCUCCAAGUGAUGCAGUUGCCCUUGGUUUCUCGCCUGGGGCGUCAGCCAAUCCUGGGUCCGCCAUUGACAAGCAUAGUGAAGGGGCUGGCGGAAUUCUGGGCCAACAGGUUGAGGAUCUCGGCGCCGUCCGACAAUGUGAAGGAGCACAUUGACCGUCUCUCGCGGGGCGGCGAGUUCAUCACCCAUAUCUGGGCUAUGCUGUAUGCCACCGGCAUAGUCAAACAAACGCAGAUGGAACUCCCAGAUUACGGUCCUUUGAGACACCUAGACUUUCUGAAUUUAUGCUCACUGGGGCGUGACGAUGCCGCGCAGUCUACAAGCUGCGCACUGGACAAUAUGGGAUGCGAUUACUCCACUCCAGGUCCACCAUUCGGCAUGAGUGGUGAUCUAUAUCGAAACAAUGAACAAAAAUGA
This is a messenger RNA of Triticum turgidum subsp. durum (durum wheat), 939 nucleotides long. The record is from the annotation of a GenBank genome assembly. Lineage: Eukaryota; Viridiplantae; Streptophyta; Magnoliopsida; Poales; Poaceae.